AUGUCACCCAAGCCAACAAUAGCCAUCGCCGGCCUGGCCAUCGAAACCUCCACUUUCUCCCCCGCCCGCACCCAAGCCGCCGCCUUCCAUGCACGCCGCGGAGACGCCGAAGUCACCGCCUACCACGCCGCCGUCCUAGGCCCAAACACCCCGCUCUCGACAGCUGCCCACUGGCGCGGCGCCCUGAUCGGCCACGCCCUUCCUGGCGGGCAGGUCACGCGAGAGGCCUUCGAUUCCCUCGCGACAGAGAUGGUGGCGCGGCUGGAGGCCAUCGACACCACCCCAGACGGGCUCUGGUUCGACAUCCACGGGGCAAUGUGCGUGGAAGGGCUGGACGAUGCCGAGGCGGAGCUCCUGCGGCGGGUAAGAAAGGCGGUGGGGGCUGGCUGCCUCGUGAGCGCCAGCAUGGACCUCCACGGCAACGUGUCGCGAGAGCUGGCGCACGCGUGUGACCUGCUCACGUGCUACCGGACGGCGCCGCACGUGGAUGUGGUCGAGACACGGGUGCGGGCGUGUGAGAAUCUAUUGGCUGUGCUAGAGAAGAAGAAGACGACCAAGAAACGGCCUCUCAAAGCGUGGGUGCCCGUGCCGAUCCUGUUACCGGGCGAGCAGACGAGCACACGGGACGAGCCCGCCGCGUCCAUCUACGCCGCCGUUCCAGGCGUGGCGGAGGGGACGGCGGGCGUGCUGGACGCGGCGAUCUGGGUUGGGUAUGCUUGGGCUGAUGAGCCGCGGAACCGAGCGGCAGUGGUGGUUACGGGAUGGGAGAAGGAGGCCGUGGCGGCAGGUGCAGAGAAGCUGGCGCGGCUGUUCUGGGAGAACCGAAAGGGUUUCCAUUUUGUGGCGCCGACGGGUAGCUUUGGAGAGUGUCUUGCUACGGCGCUGGAGAGGAUCCAGGACGAGAAGAAGAGGCCCUUCUUCAUCAGCGACUCGGGUGACAACCCCACCGCAGGCGGGAGCGGCGAUGUCACCUGGGGGCUGACUCGUCUCCUGGAGCGGGAGGAUUUCAAGAAGGAGGAUGGGCCAGUGGUUAUCUACGCAAGUGUGCCUGGUCCAGAGGCAAUAGACGUCGCUGUCGAGGCGGGAGUGGGCGCAGUGGUGACAGUCACGGCCGGGGCAAUGGUGGACGAUAUCCAUGCAGGACCGCUGACGAUGACGGGUCGUGUGCACAGCAUCAAGCACGGGGACAAGGACGCGGUGACCGAGGUGGUGCUGCAGGUGGGCAGCGUGCACGCCAUCCUGACCAAAUUACGCAAGCCAUAUCACAAAGAGAAGGACUUUACGGACCUCGACCUGCGGCCCAGGGAGGCUGCUAUCGUGAUUGUCAAGAUUGGCUAUCUCGAGCCAGAGCUGUACGACAUGUCUAACGACUGGAUGCUGGGCCUCACGCCUGGAGGCGUAGAUCAGGACCUUGAGAGGCUGGGCCACGCGAGGAUCCGUAGGCCAAUGUGGCCGUUUGACAAGGAUGCCGAGCGGGAGCCAGACCUCACGGCGAGGUGGAUUCCCAUGUCUGAUGAGCCACUGGAAGGGCCUGAUGAGUAG
Cryphonectria parasitica EP155 is the source of this 1542-nucleotide messenger RNA. Its product is annotated as Microcystin LR degradation protein MlrC. The coding region runs from base 1 to 1542 and encodes 513 amino acids. NCBI's taxonomy places the organism in Eukaryota, Fungi, Ascomycota, Sordariomycetes, Diaporthales, Cryphonectriaceae. The transcript has a single exon. The record is from RefSeq and is a predicted model, not a curated record.